CAAACUGGAGCGAUUUUAAAAUGAAAAAUUUUGCAGCUUCAGUUGCUUUGUAUACAGCAAAUAAAAAGGAAGGUGUUAGGCAGAAAUGGACAAUUAUUGGAAAGUGUUUUUAUUAUUGAGCGUAUUUCUAUCGCCACAUCUAAUCUGGAUGGGUGCGGAAGCUCGUUUACAUAUCUCAAAAGUUACCCAACCUACGGAAGCAACCACCACACCCAUACCACCUACAAAAGACGAAAUCAUUGAGCAAGUCCUACCAAAAACUACACAGUCCUUGAUACCCGAUACACCAGGUGUACGACAAUUCAAAGAAGAUUUGAUUUCCCAUUUAAUGCCGACUAUAUUGGGGCAAAAAGAAGAUGAAUCUGGUGUUUACGUAGCUCAAUUGUCAUCUGAGGAAGUAGACCAGCCUUGCACCACUGAUAGAGUUCGAAUACAAUUGAUUAGCAGUAGCUUUCCCUUGCCAGAGCGUUUCUUUCAUGCACCAAAGAGAUGUUCGGAAGAAGAUGAAGACUGAAUUUGCGCUUAACAAAGUGGAAAUAUAACAAUUCUUGUAUGAGCAAUAAUUUUUAUGGCAAAAACGCGGUAAAAUAAAUUUAAGCUCGCAAUUGAUGCAAAAAUUAA
Molecule: messenger RNA, 621 nt
Organism: Rhagoletis pomonella (apple maggot)
Lineage: Eukaryota; Metazoa; Arthropoda; Insecta; Diptera; Tephritidae
Exons: 4
Coding region: 86-514 (142 amino acids)
Source: RefSeq, a predicted model, not a curated record